AUGGCCUCGAGCCCUGGUCUUCCGACCCCCGCGUGGAACCCGGGCUGCGAGAGCAUGAGGGAGUUCAUGGGCAACGACGACCUUCUCAGUCUGCUCGAGUCAUACAUCCACGACAGGCACCACCUUCACUCGCUGUGUCUGGUCAACAGGAUGUUCAACGUAGUCUUUUCCCAGUCUCUAUAUGAGCAUCUCCUCAUCAAACAUACCCACGUUCAUUGCAUUGAACCCGACUCGGAAAACUUCCAAGCACUUCUGAACAGCCCAAGCCUUCGACACACACGGAAGCUGUCGCUCCUGCAGAUGGACCAGCUGUACUACACCCGAACAGAAGCCGCCUCCAGAUACGGCCCCAUACUCAACGAAGCAAUAUGCCAGAUCGUGAAGCGGUGCCCCGAUCUCCGCCAAUUUACUUUCUCUGCACCGUCACGUGCUUCGUGUGAAGGCCUGCCAGAAUACUUCGUUUCGGAGGAGACGCUCGACUGCCUCCAUAGCUCCUGCCCAAUGCUGCAGUCUCUCUCACUGGAGCAGGCAUUCCCUCGUAUCCCUCGCCGAGGAGGCAUUGGUCAGCGUGUCGAAGAUGUAGUUGGCGUCAUGCGAUUUCCGGAGUUCUCGAACCUCAUUACCCUGCAUAUGAUGGGCAUCAGGUGGAGUGCGUUGUGGGCGGAGUGGAUAGCUGGAAUACUGUCGUCAACACCGCAGGUUGAGGAACUGAGCCUAUCAAUGCGGUCUCCGAUAUGCUGCAGCAUCACCUGGGAUUUGGAAGUCUACAGCAACUGGAGUGAUUUCUUGAUCAGCCUAAGCGACGAGUACGAAGCGCUAGGGAAACCGCCCCUCAAGCUUCGCAAGCUGAAGCUCCACAACGAUAUCGGCUUCGUCGUCCACACCCAGCCAAGCAUCGGAUACCUCGAAUCCCUCACCGAUCUGGAGGUGCUCGAAGAGCUUCGUAUUUUCAACAAUCACCGGUACCCUGACGAAUCGAUGGUGGCCCCGCCUCACCUAAGAAGGCUGUCGAUGCCCUACAGAUUCAUCACGUACGACACAAUGCCACGACUCCGCAAAUUCUCGUUCGACAACAUGGAUGGCGACAUCAUGGACUGGCUCAUCCAAGUGGCAGAGACGCCCUUCAAAGACCAACUUACCCUCUGCAAUGAUGGAGUUGACUACUGGGAGGCCGGUGCCGAGCUCUUCGAUGCUGUUUCCAGCGCGCGAGCCCGGAAGAGAGCAGAAACCCCGUUGGACAGCUUCACAGCAAGCGACUUGGCGUCGGUCUUGCGACCGAUUCAUUGGAUUCAUGCUGACUCUCUCCUUGUGCCCGACGUCUUGAGUGAAUGUUUCGUGUUCCCGGGCAGGCUAGGAGUAGGUUAUUCCAACCAUCUAAGCCUCACGAAUCCUCAUCGGCCGGGAGAAUGCACAUGGGUCAAAAGCAUGCGUCUUUUCGUCGGAAGUGCAGACCUGAACAUGCCAGAGUUACUUCUACUUCUCGACGGAAUGGACACGAUCGAAAACUUGAUGAUCGUCAGCUACAUGGCAGACCAUUGGGAGAACUUUGUCCACCCAUGCGACAAUCAAACGUGGGAGGCAAACGCUCGGAGGAUUGCUAUCACGUUGCCGAGUUUGAAAUACCUGAAGGUAAACAGAGUGUCAUGGAGAUUCCAGCGCUCGCAUGACGACAAUGGGUUGAUGGCGCAGAGACUGAGUGUGGCAGAGGACGAGAUGCUCGGCAGGUUUCCGCCGCUCAGCGACUUGCCAAUUUACGCGAAGGUUUGGAGAGGCUGGAGAAGAUCGGUUAUGAGUCCUGGCUUGAUUUGA
This is a messenger RNA of Colletotrichum siamense, 1809 nucleotides long. RefSeq lists its product as uncharacterized. The record is from RefSeq and is a predicted model, not a curated record. Lineage: Eukaryota; Fungi; Ascomycota; Sordariomycetes; Glomerellales; Glomerellaceae. The coding region runs from base 1 to 1809 and encodes 602 amino acids. The transcript is spliced from 2 exons.